AACAUAGUUGUGAGACGCGUUUCUUUAUAGCAGAGAACAUGGCACUUUAGAUAGCUAACGAUGUUGCUAACGUCACAAACUGUACAGUACAAGUAACUAGAUAGUUCUAGCCUAACUGAUAUGUUUCUAGAUACCGUUGUUAGCAUGCUAGUUUGCUACAUCGGAUGCGACACUAAUGAUGUCGAUACCCAGGGCAAGGAAAGUCCCCAGGGACCCAAAAGAGGCCGCUCUAAUAGUCCAAGUUCAGCUCCCCCACAGAAGUCCCCUCGAAUCCAUUCUCCUACAUCCUCCACCCUGCUGUCGGAGGCAACAGAGAAGCAAAUGGAGCCAAGCACAGGAGAGGUGCAGGAACAGAACCUGGAGGGCGGUGUUCAGGGUGAUGGUACUUCCCUGAGUCCGAACACCCGGAGGAAAUCCUGGAGGAGGUCUACAAGAGGCAGACGGUCCUUGCCUGCACUCUAUAACCCCUCCCAUACUCUCUGCUGUACUAUUAACCCAUCCUUACCAGAGGAGGACAAGCUGGAGAAGCUUUUGGAGGCCUCUAUGAGACUAGCUUUACAGAAAACAAAGGACUCGCUGCAGACAUUACCCAAUGCUUGUCUGGAAUCAUUUCAAACUCAAAUGGAGUCUAUACAAAAUGAAUGGUGUUGUCUGGCCAAAGACAUGAGCAGCAAGCAAGAGGAACCUCCAACAAGCACUGCCAGGGACCCUGCCAUACAGAAGGCUAUGGAACAGACCCAGAAGGCCAUCCACAGGUUGCAGGUUGAGAAUGAAUCUUGGGAGUCCCUGCUCAACAAACAUCGCAGUAAAGCAGAUGAAUUGGCCAGACGAGUGGAGCAAGGCCAGCAGGGUGGUGUGCCGUUAGACCCGGCCUGUCUGUCACAGUCCUCACAGAGCCAGAUUAUCCUCAGUAAACCUGACUACCAAAGUGUACUGUAUAGACAACAGCCCCUACUGCACACUAUAGAGCUGGUGAUGGACUCUCAGUGUAAGAUGGUGAGGGAACUUCUAUCCAUCCAAGGACAAGCAAAGUUACUGGUGAAAGAGACCAGUAGUCAAUUGGCGUCUGAGGCAGGAUUCCAGCAUCUUCCCUCGGAUCCUAUCAGGAAUCUGCUGGCAGGUCCUGUUCCCACUUUGCUGUCCUAGUCACUAUUCCUUUUGGCAACUGACAACUCAUUGAUUUGACUGGUAUCAACACCCGGAAUUGUUCUUCAGGUUCACCCUGUCGUGCAAGACCAGUCAUGUUGCUUUCAUGUCUCGUAUUUCUCUCCAUCUUUUUUUUUUUUGGGGGGGGGGGGGGGGGGGGGGGGGGGUUGUAGUGUAUGCUGUUGUCCACCAGGGGGCAAUACUACUCUUUAUUAAGGAUCCUAUACCAUUCACCUGCUUAGUAGAUCUUAUAUGAUUGGUUGUUUUGUUAAACUGUGCUUUUUCUUACUUAACUAAGAAUAGCAUUAGUCAUAGAUUGUACUAAUCUAAAUUCUACCCUCCUAUAUUGUUGUUCUGUACAUGUUUCAA
Molecule: messenger RNA, 1515 nt
Organism: Osmerus eperlanus (European smelt)
Lineage: Eukaryota; Metazoa; Chordata; Actinopteri; Osmeriformes; Osmeridae
Product: kinetochore-associated protein DSN1 homolog
Exons: 11
Coding region: 121-1146 (341 amino acids)
Biological process (GO): cell division; mitotic sister chromatid segregation
Cellular component (GO): MIS12/MIND type complex
Source: RefSeq, a predicted model, not a curated record